GUGUUUGUUUCCGCCCGGCCUAGUGCGUCCGUGUGUUGCUGUUGCACGUGGGGAUGUGGUGCUACUUGUUCUUUGCAGAAACUACCCAAACUGGUGGUUGUGGUGGACGUUAGAGGAGGAUGUGGGGCCCGGCGAUGGGGCUGCCUCCGCGGCUGGCGCUGUCAGUGUUGGCCGGUCCCGGUCGCUCUUGUAUUCUGGGGUCUGGAGCUGCGACGUGGAAGGACUGGCAAGCGAGGAACCGUCGUGGCUUCUCUGACUUUUACCUGCAGCCGUUAUUUGAUCAUGAUUUCGAGGAAUCACCCUUUUAUGCACCCAAGGGUCGAUCCGAGCCUACGCGUCACGUGGCGUGUAAGAAAUUGGCCAGGAACCUGGUACGAAACAUCCUGGGGUUCCAAAAACCGUCUCGUCAACUUGUACUAGAGUGCAAUCCAGGUCCUGGAAUCCUGACUGAGGCAUUACUUAAAGCUGGUACCAGAGUGAUUGCCUUUGAAAGUGAAAAGUCUUUUAUUCCACAUUUAAAGGCCUUAAGGAAUAGUGUGGGUGGAGAGAUGCAGGUGAUUCACGGUGACUUCUUUAAAAUGGAUCCCAGACAUCAGGAAAUAAUAAAACCAGAAUAUGAUUCACGUAUCGUUUUUCAGAAUUUGGGAAUAAAAGCACUUCCUUGGUCAGCAGGUGUUCCUGUAAAAAUAUUUGGAAUCCUACCAAAUAAAGACGAAAGACGACUGCUUUGGAAAAUUCUGUUUGAUCUGUAUUCCUGCGAGUCUAUAUACAGAUACGGACGAGUAGAGCUGAAUCUGUUUGUUACUGAAAAACACUUCCAGAGACUAAUAGCAACUCCUAAAAGGCCAGACUUGUAUCAUGUGUUGAGUGUGCUUUGGCAAGUGGCUUGUGAUAUUAAGUUUAUUCAAAUGGAACCUUGGUCCUCCUUUAGUGCGCAUACUGAGAAUGGGCAUUCAGAGAAGUCAAAGCUUCCGGACUCACUGAACUCAAUGAAACAAAACCUAUAUUUUAUUCAAAUGACUCCUCGUAGAAGUUUAUUUACAGAAAACUUAAGUCCCUUGAAUUAUGAUAUUUUUUUCCACAUGGUGAAGCACUGCUUUGGGAAGCGCAGUGCCCCAAUAAUACAACAUUUACGUUCACUGAGUACGGUUGAGCCAAUUGAAAUACUGAGGCAGGUGAGAAUAAGGCCUGGAUGGACAAUACUUAAACUGUAUCCUCACGACUUCAAAAGACUUUUUGAAACUAUAGAGAGUUCUGAAGAAUCUGUCUUCAAAUGGGUCUAUGAUGACAGCUUGGAGGAUGUUCUGGUCUAGGAAAACAAUCUACAAGCCAUGAACUGGAGCUGUUUAUCUAUUUAUUUGGAAAUUAGGAGACAAAUGAAAACUGAAUUUCAAGAAGUUCAAGCACUUUCAACAGACAAGAAACUGUCCUUGUUUGGCAAAAAUGAGGCAAAUAAUUUCUUCUGAAGUUGAUGCCUUUGAUAUACUUUUUUAUUCAAAAUUGAAUAAAAUGGAAAGUUGUUGGUUUGAUCAGAUCAAA
Molecule: messenger RNA, 1539 nt
Organism: Peromyscus californicus insignis
Lineage: Eukaryota; Metazoa; Chordata; Mammalia; Rodentia; Cricetidae
Gene: Tfb2m
Product: transcription factor B2, mitochondrial
Exons: 8
Coding region: 120-1313 (397 amino acids)
Biological process (GO): rRNA methylation; transcription initiation at mitochondrial promoter
Cellular component (GO): mitochondrial matrix
Molecular function (GO): rRNA (adenine-N6,N6-)-dimethyltransferase activity; mitochondrial transcription factor activity
Source: RefSeq, a predicted model, not a curated record